AUGCCAGCAAAACGGAAGUCCCGCUCCUCUCGAAUAUCCGACAACGAUGGCACAUCUACCGAUUUUGCCGACACGAAUUUGACUUUGAACCGAUUCCUGGGGCCCACUGUCCGACGGCCUUACAACUGGUUGACGGGGACUGCUGCUCCUUUCCCUGCCUUGGGACAUCACCCUCCUCCGCUUCCAUCUGCUCAGCUCACGGGAUCUGAAGAUGUCAAUCCGUCUUCCGUGGUUCCCACGCAACGGCCAGGCGGGAUAAAUCUCUCGUCGAAUGUGGGCGUCGCACGCCCCGUUAUUAGUGUCCCCGAAUCGUCGUCACACAGGCAACCUGACCCCCCGCCAGUACAAUCCUUAUCCCCAGCAGCUUACCUACACACACUCCCUAAAGGGACAAGACCGCAACAGGGCCAGGUUGAAAAUCCCGCCCCAAACCCAUUACCGUCUCCAGCCUUGAGCAAUGGGGUUAUUCUCCCAACCGAGCAAAAUGGCCUAUCGAGCGUGCGAUUGGAGAGUCUCCCUGCCGACCGAAGUGCCGCUUCCGCCAGUGUAGACAAUCGCACCAAUAACACAACCGUCGUCGUCGGAGACCAAUCACGAGCUGCGGUCGAACCUACAGAUAUUCACCUAUUCGAAUUCCCGGACAGGCAGCGGAAUCCAGUGCACAAUUCGCCCACCGUUCGGAGAGACCCACCAAGAGCGGUCGGGCCGAGAUCUUCCUCGAACAACGCCGAAAUUGAAACUCCGACGCAGAGAGAACAGCUCGCCGGGCAGCCACGGAUAGUUUCCUCUGUCCCUAAUUGGGACCCCAAUGCCGUCCAGGAGAGGCUUCGGAAAAUCGAGAGAGCGGUCGGUAUCCAGAACAUCGGGCCAUCGGAUGGCCUAAGAGUCCGGUUUUUGAGCGAAGCCAUUAACCGAUACGACUGGUGGUACCUUUUACUCCACCAGAUCGUAAGUAUGGACGUCAUUCGUGCCGACUUACCUUAUCGAAUACUUCAGAUCCCGAAUCUCCGGCCUGCAUUAUCCAUCGUCAAGGGAUGGCUUCUCUUCUCGGAUUCGGGGUUCAAUUUACAGUUGCUCCGCCAGCUGGCUGACUUCCCGUGCCCCCUCUCCACCCUCCUUGUACAGUCGCCUGGAGUUUUCAUCGAUAAACUAGACUUAAUCUCGCAAUUUAUCUCGAAGCUUCCCCUGGAGUUGCACAAGCUGGUGGAUAGCUGUAGGGAACGGUCAUUCCCGCCGCUAGUGCACGAGCUAGUGGAGAAUUUAUGUAUCCAUUCAGUUGUGCUUCAGUAUGUUGUCUUCCAGGUGGUGGCGCACCACAUCUGGAAUAUUCCCCCCGACGCCAAUACCGAAUCAUUAAGUAAUGUCUUCCUGAAGAACCAGCUGGAGCACUUCAAACGACGUCAACGGGACGAUCCAGCGCUAUCAGCUCCAGAGGCAGCGCACGAAUAUUUCAAACAUGCGUCCGUGUAUAAUGCACUUCGAAUGAGGUAUCACAUCGCGCCGUCACUUGCGAGCCACCAAGUGACGCAGCCCCCAACGGUUCACAGUUCCAACGGGUCAGUCCUAUGGAAUCACCCCUUACAUGGCGUCUCCGAACGGCUGGGAGCAACUGAUGACACCCUCCACAGGCUGUCUAAUUCAAAUUCAGCUACUCGAGGCCCUUCCUGUCCACGGAACUCAACAGCAAAUUCAAAUACGAAUACUGCACCGCAACUCACUCAUCCACCGAUGUCCGAACCGUCACUUCGGAACCCACUGCAAAACUCACCUGUGAAUGCUGUUCUUGAAAAUCCGAGUUUGACCCGCAACCAAGCUCCUCAGCGACCGCAGAAUACAAUUGCUCGUGUCGGCGGGCAGAUUAAUCCAAGGCGGGAUAUACCCUUCUACCCAACUGCCGGCCAAAUGGUUGCUCGAAGAGCGGUAGCAAAUCCGCGUGUGACGGCUGCUCAAGAGGCUCAUUUACGAAGUCCGAGGCUCGGACCGGUCGACAACGAGUCUGCGAGGACCCCAAGUAAUCAAUUCCGCGUGGUCAGCGGGUUUGCCAUGGAUCCGCAGGCCUAUCCAGCGGAUAAGAUCCUUCACGACUUCACCUUCGACCUGUCGCCUGAGGAUUUCGCCAAGAUUCCGAAAGAUAUACCUGGGGCUUCAGGUAAGCGUCCGCUGCGCCAGUUAAGAUCCGACUCAAAGACAUUCCGUUUGCGCUGCAUCGAACUGCCUCAAAACGCAGAGGCAAUCACGUUCGAUGAGCGGAUGUGGAUCACAGCGGACACGACAUGGCCGUCCAAUUGCUACAUGCUGAUCAACGACGUCGACAUCUUCCCGCGUCGCAAAUUUCACUGGGGAAAAGAUCUCCCUAUUGAUCUCACGCCUCACCUCAAACAAGGCCAGAACAAGCUCAAAGCGUGCUUCAACAUUUAUCCCACCCCGACUGCUGCUUCCCCUACUGCCAUCCGUUGGGCAUUCGGGGUUGAAGCUGUCACCAUUACCACGUUCAACGAGAUUUGCACUUCCGUUGUUGUUCACCGGCGCAUAAGUAGCGAAAACACCAAGUCCAAGCUCGUUGCCGCAGUAUCUAGGCAUCUGUCCCCCAAAGAUACCGAAGACGACGACUUUAUGGUCACCACAUCGUCACUGCGGAUCUCACUCCGCGACCCCAUUUCUCAGUCGCGAAUUUGCAAACUCCCCAUUCGUGGCCGCUACUGUCGACACCCUAACGCGUUCGACCUCCCCGCUUUCUUGCAAAUCGCCACGCGCGACCAUCCGAACUGGCCCGCCUGCGUCGACAUCUGGCGGUGCCCGAUAUGCAAGAGCGAUGUGCGGCCAAAGAAUAUGGGACUCGAUGAAUUCUUGAGCGACGUGAGGGUGGAGCUGGAGAGCCGAGGGAAGGAGGUGGCGGAAUCGGCAGAAGCGAUUGUGAUCAAGGAGGAUGGGUCGUGGGAGGUGGCAUCUAGAACCCAAAAUACUCAAGUGGAUAAUGAGCGGCGUAAAAGCAAGGGAAAGGGAAUACUCCUGGGCUCGGUGGAACCAAAGAGAGGGUAUUCGGCCAGACCCUCAUCGAGUUCGUCGAAGAGGGCCAUGGUGUCGGAAUGCAUUAUUCUUAGCGAUGAUGAUGAUGAAUGA
Eremomyces bilateralis CBS 781.70 is the source of this 3120-nucleotide messenger RNA. RefSeq lists its product as uncharacterized. Lineage: Eukaryota; Fungi; Ascomycota; Dothideomycetes; Eremomycetales; Eremomycetaceae. The transcript has a single exon. Gene Ontology annotation, biological process: protein sumoylation. The coding region runs from base 1 to 3120 and encodes 1039 amino acids. The record is from RefSeq and is a predicted model, not a curated record. Gene Ontology annotation, molecular function: SUMO ligase activity; zinc ion binding.